CCGGUUCCCCGGGGCCAUGCCAUGCCAUGAGGUUCAGGAACGCCAAUGUCCUGGCGGCGCUGGGGCUGUGCGCGCUCUUCUCCUUUUCCUGGCUCAGCAGCCACCGGACCAACGGGCGAGGAAAUGAUUUAGACACUUUCCAAAACCAGUUACUGGAACUGCGGGAAAGAUUGUUACAUGCAGAAAAGGAAAAUCACAAAAGGUCUCGGGAGUUGAGCAGUGUCCUGGACAAAAUCAAAGAUGCACUUGCAGAGAGAGCAAACACUACUGCAAAUCACACAGAUGACUUGAAAUGGAAAAUUUUAGAUUGUUCCAAAAAGCUCCCUGUACAUCUCAGCAACAUGUACUACUAUCUGCCUCAUCUUCAGGAGCAUGAAGACAGCGUUUAUCCAAAUGUAAUCACUGGACAAAGGAGAACUGGCGUCUCUUUGGUGAUGGGUAUUCCCACUGUAAAAAGGCAAAGACAAAAUUAUCUGAUAGAAACACUGAAAUCUCUUUUCUAUGAGAUGUCUGCAGCCGAAAAGGAUGACUGUGUCGUCGUUAUCUUCAUAGCCGAGGUUGAUGAAGAAUAUAUUAAUAGUGUUGCAGAAAGUGUUAAGAACAACUUCCCCAGUGAAGUGCAGUCUGGAGUCCUAGAGAUCGUUUCACCACCUGCCUCAUAUUAUCCAGUUUUCUCAGACCUCAAGGAAACGUUUGGAGAUUCCAAAGAAAGAGUGAGGUGGAGGACCAAACAAAACUUGGAUUAUAGCUUCUUGAUGCUCUAUGCCCAACCCAAAGGAACAUUUUACUUACAGCUGGAAGAUGAUAUUGUAGCCAAGCCUCAAUAUUUUCAGACUAUAAAAAAUUUUGCAACUCAACAGACUUCAGAUGAGUGGAUUAUUCUUGAAUUCUCGCAGCUUGGAUUUAUAGGAAAGCUCUUUAGAUCCAGAGACUUGCCGUUCAUAGUGGAAUUUUUUUUAAUGUUCUACAAAGAUAAACCUAUAGAUUGGCUUUUGGACCACUUACUCUGGGUUAGAGUAUGCAAUCCUGAAAAAGACGCCAGACACUGUGACAGACAGAAGACCAACUUGCGUAUCCGCUACAAACCUUCCCUUUUCCAGCACGUGGGAACAUAUUCGUCAUUACCCGGAAAAAUUCAGAACCUAAAAGAUAAAGAUUUUGGCAAAUCACCAUUGCAUGUAGCACAUGUCAAUCCUCCUGCCUAUUUAAUUACUUCUCUAAAAGAAUAUCAGCAUUAUUCUUUGGAAAAGGCUUAUUUGGGAGCUGAGUGUUUCUGGGCUUACUCCCCAGUGGCCGGAGAUUAUAUCCUAAUAAAUUUUAAAGAGCCUUUGCAAAUGAAAGGAUAUCUUUUCAGAAGUGGAAAUGCAGAACAUCCAGGAGAUAAACUAUUUAACACGACUGUGGAAAUUUUACCCGCUGAAAAAGCCGACUUGUUAAAAAUCUCACUAGAAAAUGGAGAUAAAUUUGACAACGAAGCAACUGAAAAUGAAUAUUUUAAAAUAGGCGCAUUUGAAAAUGGAAUUGCUGAAGGUACAGUCAGCCCGACAGUGGGGAAAAUAAAAGCUCUUCGGUUAACUGUACUCUCCAAUUCACCUGUAUGGGCUUUAUUGAGUGAGAUAUUUAUCAGGACGGGCUGAAAAGCCGCCCGCCAAAGAGCAACGCUGCAUUCGAGAAGGCACGGUCGCUUCUCGAUUGCCUGGAGCACCAGGACAUCUAGUGGUGGAGACAAAGUGAUCCUCUGAACGCAACACACAAAUCCGUAAAGUGCACAUUACUGUUUCUAUUGAGAAAAAGAAAAGUCAAUAUUUUAUACAGAAUUUAGUACUCUGAAGAACUUGAUGUGCUUUAAAGCAUUUGAAGAAGUCUACGUGUCUAAUGUAAAAAAUAACGCAGGGGUCUUUUUAAAUUGAGGAAAUACUUUUUUAUUGGCACAACAGCCUAAUAGAUCCAGACCUAGUAAGCGUUUCAUUCAAACGGGACAUAAGCUCUUCCCAGUCCAACGGCUUGCCCUCACCUGCCAGGCCGGGGUUCACAUUCUAACAAUGGUCGUGAGCUCUGCAAGGCAGGGCCCGGGGCAACCAUUAUCGUGGGACCCACCCUCGUAUCCUCCCAUCCAUUUUCUCCACCUUCAUCCUCAGUCGGCCCCCUCAACCGCCAUCUAAACAAGUAGGCCAGAGGGUGGAGGGCAGAAGCAGCUUUACAUUUCAGCACUUUUGACGGAAGGUUUUACCCUGGAAGAGAGAGGCAGCGCAGUCACAGAUCCAGAAGCGGUGACCGGUGACCAGACUUGCUCUUCCGAGGGCUGUCCCCAUUCCUUCCCCAACAAGAUGCCCUGAUCCCAAGGCCCUAAAGUGCCAGGAUCCUUGCCAUCUCGACAGAGCUGCCCAUUCCCUACCCAGUGGAUCUUGGGCUGUGUCCCAGGCCUAGGAUGCCCUAAUUCCCUGUCAUCUCCUUCCCUCCCCUUGUGCCGGGGAAGUGGGAGCCACAUAAACACAAAAGGAGAUCUACAGGAGAUCAACACUACCUUCCUCUCGUCUCUUCUGCCUUGGCUCCUCACCCUCUAGUCAAGUACCCCUGAACCGUCUCCUGCUGCUGGGUGCCCCCCCACACCGUUACCAUUCUUUGGGGAGGCCCCUACAAGAUGUGCAAACACCCCCCACCCCCCGAAACUACACACUGCAUUAUAUGUCAAUGUGAAG
Messenger RNA from Tachyglossus aculeatus (Australian echidna), 2699 nucleotides. It is a transcript of the gene MGAT4D, whose product is annotated as MGAT4 family member D. The coding region runs from base 27 to 1637 and encodes 536 amino acids. The record is from RefSeq and is a predicted model, not a curated record. Gene Ontology annotation, cellular component: endoplasmic reticulum; Golgi stack; endoplasmic reticulum-Golgi intermediate compartment. Lineage: Eukaryota; Metazoa; Chordata; Mammalia; Monotremata; Tachyglossidae. The transcript is spliced from 15 exons. Gene Ontology annotation, biological process: protein N-linked glycosylation. Gene Ontology annotation, molecular function: acetylglucosaminyltransferase activity.